Aspergillus pseudoviridinutans is the source of this 756-nucleotide messenger RNA. RefSeq names its product DUF3455 domain-containing protein. The record is from RefSeq and is a predicted model, not a curated record. Lineage: Eukaryota; Fungi; Ascomycota; Eurotiomycetes; Eurotiales; Aspergillaceae. The transcript has 2 exons. The coding region runs from base 1 to 756 and encodes 251 amino acids.
AUGUAUUUCCUGACGUCCAUCUCCAUUUUCCUUGCAAUAAACGUGGCGAAAGCCUCUCCCCUUGUCUACGGCAACCGAGUCCUAACUGAAGAUUUCGUAAAGAUCACCGAAGCACUCGAUGGGAUACAAGUUGGAAACUGCGUUGACGUCAACCCCACGCUACCAUUGUGUGAUACGGAACCAGCUUUGCCUGCGCCGUCUCACGGGUUGAAGCUGAAAUUCGUGGCACUUGGUCGGGGUACUCAGAACUACACCUGUUCGUCAUCUGAUGGAUCUGCUUCUCCGGUUGCAGUUGGUGCUGCUGCGACACUGUUCGACGCAUCCUGUCUGGUCUCGAAUAGUCCGACAAUACUUCAUGAGCUGCCAUCCGCCGUGAGCAAAGUAUCAACUGAUGCACUGGGCCUUUUUGCCGUGCUCCUCGGUCAAAUGACUUCACGGACAGGCAGUGGGUUGAUCCUUGGAGAACAUUAUUUUACCGGCACAGGAGCCCCUAUGUUCGACCUACGUAUCGGAGGCCAUAAGGACUGGAUUCAGGCUACGAAGGGUUCAAGUGUACCAGCGCCCUCUCAGUUAUCGAGCCACUCGAAGGAUGGAGACCACAAUGUUCCGUGGUUGAAGCUUGGCUUCGCUGAUGGUUUGGGUAUUCGGGAAGUAUAUCGGAUACACACGUCUGGUGGACAACCGCCAGCUUCUUGCAAGGGCCAGAAGGAGAGCUUUGAGGUGGAGUAUGCGGCAGAAUACUGGUUCUAUGGUUGA